Molecule: messenger RNA, 2256 nt
Organism: Oncorhynchus nerka (sockeye salmon)
Lineage: Eukaryota; Metazoa; Chordata; Actinopteri; Salmoniformes; Salmonidae
Product: claudin-34-like
Exons: 2
Coding region: 448-1227 (259 amino acids)
Biological process (GO): bicellular tight junction assembly; cell adhesion
Cellular component (GO): plasma membrane; bicellular tight junction
Molecular function (GO): structural molecule activity
Source: RefSeq, a predicted model, not a curated record
GUGACUUUAUAUGUUGUACAAGAUGAGGAAGCGUCGGUCUUGUUUACAUCGGUACGAACACAGGACGAUUGAUGGCCGGUCCGGCACACUGACUGCUGAUCUGUAGCUCUCACCACUACUAACCUGUCAGAACUAAGAGUGGGCAGCAGUUGCUUUGUCUUCCAACCUAGAGACAGCAGGACCGGAUCUGGGGGAAAACGACCACGUAUCCAAGCCUCUUCCUUAAUAUGAGGUGCGAGACUGGAGCCUGAGGGUGAAAAACAGGAUCAGUAAGAAGAUCGAUCGCUGUUCAUUCAGCAUGGCAGCUCUCUGAGAUGAGCUGUCUGAGAUGACGGGGCUUCAGUUCAUCGGAUCGGAAGAUGUUGUUUGUUUGUAGGCAGACUAAGCGAACUGUCGGUGGAUUAUCUUGGCUGUCCGUUUAAGGUGAGGCUCUCUGUGUGUUAUGAUAUGGCAUACCUGGUUCACACGGCUCACCCUCAGUUCGUCAGCCUGUGGUUGAGCACCGUGGGUUGGGUCCUUACCGCGGUGACCCUUGGACUCAUCCAGUGGAGGGUCUGGCAGGUGGCCGACUUGACCUUCAUCACCUCAGGAGUGGCCUGGGUCGGAAUCUGGAGGGUGUGUUUCUAUAGCCAUACCCUCGUGACCUCGGGGUUCAGGGUCAUGUAUUGUCAGAAUAUGGCGCUGUCGGACGCCUUCACGCCCCCGGAGGUCGCCACGGCCCAGGUGCUCACUCUAAUAGGGUUGGUCGUGGGGUUCUGUGGGAACGCUGCCGCCGUCUACGCCCUCAGGAACGUCUAUUUUGGCCUGGAGAAGCAGACGCCUAUCCGCUGUGCGUUCGCAGUGGCUGGUACUCUGUGCUUGUUGUCCGCUGUGUGUUUUCUCAUACCUCUCCUGUGGAACCUGAACUCGGUGGUGACCAAUCAAACGAUUGCGUUCCCGUCAAACUUCCACAUGCCCCCUGCACCUGUGACCCAGAACGCGGGGGCAGGGAUCGGGGUCGGGAUCGUAGGGUCGUUCAUGAUGAUCGUCAGUGGAGUUAUCUUCAUCUUCUACAGGUUCCCUGUCAAGGUAGGACCCAGAGUGGAGCCGCCUUGUCCAGAGGCGAGACACUUUGAUGGGUCAAGUGUUGGGACAUUAUCCCUACCGUGUCCCACAGACCCAGGAGACAGUUUGAAUAACUCUCAGGCCAAGGACAAUCCUGCCUUCCGUUCUGAUGAACACUUGUGAUUUUAGUUUGUUUCUGAAAUCAGACAUGAUUUGACCAUAUUCAAUGUUGUAUUUGAUGUGACACAAAGGAAUAGCCGUUUGAUUUAACUAUAUGGUUCGUAUGAGAACCACCGACCUCCGAACAAGUGACAUCAAUAAGGUAUCAUAGCUUUCACCUUUGAUUCACCUAGUCUGUCAUGGAAAGAGCAGGAGUUCUUAGUGUUUUGUAUACUCAGUGUACACCUAUUUUGAUUCUUGAAGAAUAUAGAUAUAGAAAUGCGUCAUGAGUUCGACUGUUAUACCCAUCAGAACCCCAAAUAUAAGCUAGUUUAACUCCGCUUGUUUAACUAAUUGUAAACAAACACUGUAUAGCGUCAAUGUGUUUAAAACUACCCUGGAUGGUCAGUCCUCGUAUCCAUACUUCUGUCUAUGGAUUUGAGAAUGGUUAAGUUUCUCCAGCCCGUCCCUCAGCUGUUUACCAAAACGGUGGUGGGGUAUCCACUUUGCUAUUGUUUGAACUGCAGAUUGCCCCUUUAAAAUAUGUCAGACUAUAUGAUCCUACAUUGAUUCGUAACAUUCUUAUACCGAAUGAUUGUGCUGUAGUUGAUAUCAGAAAAGCACCUUCAUUUAAUAGUCAAGAGUAUUUCACAGUGUGUUUGUGUUGUAUUGAGUUAAUACUGCUACUGUAGAGAAGCAGUAAAGACAAAAGACACACACUUUCUCUUUUGAGGACAUGCUUGCAACACACCUCUCUAGUCAUUGCCUUGCAAUAACUCCAAAGGGAGUUUAAAAAACUGAUUACAUUAAAUGUUUUACAUUUCAUACUUGUAUUGCUGAUGCCAUUUGAAUGUACUUCUUUGUAAAUUAUGCAGAAUUUGUACCGUUUCUGUUUUAUUUGAUCAUAUUCCAAAUGUGUUCUUCAACUUUUAAGGGCUCUUGACAUCCAGGAACAAUAUUGUACACAUGCACAAUUCAAUCAGAAAUAGUUGUGAUAAAUCAUGUGAUUUAAAAGAGACCAUGUUUGAAUCAAUACAAUCUUAUCACACACUG